Messenger RNA from Emericellopsis atlantica, 582 nucleotides. Its product is annotated as DNA polymerase delta, subunit 4-domain-containing protein. Lineage: Eukaryota; Fungi; Ascomycota; Sordariomycetes; Hypocreales; Bionectriaceae. The coding region runs from base 1 to 582 and encodes 193 amino acids. Gene Ontology annotation, molecular function: DNA-directed DNA polymerase activity. The record is from RefSeq and is a predicted model, not a curated record. Gene Ontology annotation, biological process: DNA-templated DNA replication; DNA synthesis involved in DNA repair. Gene Ontology annotation, cellular component: delta DNA polymerase complex. The transcript has 2 exons.
AUGGCCCGUACCACACGUUCAACAGGCCCAGCGAAGGGACAAUCGACCCUCAGCUUCCACAGCAAAGUCACAAAAAAUGUCGGGCAUAACGCCAAAAAGGCGGCUCUUUCACCAUCUGUGUCCAAAGUCGAGCUUCCACCCACGCCGGCCGAGGCCGACACCGUUGAUGAUGUUACCCCAACCCAGGUGGAAACUGAAGCGGAGGAGCUAGAGGCGGAGGAGGAGAUCGUGGAACCAGAGCCAGCAUCCGAAGCCGAGCUCAAGGCUGAAAAGAUGACGGAAGCCCACAUAAACAAGUACUGGAAGAGUAUUGAAAUGGAGAGGAUGGCGCCGCGUGUCCACCAGGAGGGCCUGUCAACUCAUGAGAAGAUCUUACGAUAUUUUGACGUCAGCUCGCAAUACGGACCUUGCAUUGGUAUCACUCGGACAAAGCGCUGGCAAAGGGCAGAGAAGCUAGGGCUCAACCCACCCAUCGAAGUCCUUGCCGUGCUGUUGAAAGAGGACAAGGACAAGAACAGGGGCUUCGAGAAGGCUCAGAUGGACAAGAUUAUGGGAAGCAUCGCUGUUGGUGCGACGGCAUGA